CUGCUUCGUUCCAUUACCCCUCAUCAUCUGUGGCCAGGCAGCAGGCUCCCAUGUUCGAACACGAGCGUCUCAAGGGCUGAUGUCUGGUGCAGGCUGAUUUUGGGGCUGAUGUUGGGGCUGAUUUUGAGGCUGAUUUUAAGGCUGAUUCAGCCUAUCUAUUGCAAGCACCCCUAUCUAUAUGCCAAUAUGCUUUUCCUAUACAUCUCAUCUUUCUGUAUCGGAGGUCGACAAGAACGAAAGCGACCAACAUUAGAAGCUUCACAUUGUAAUCGGCGUGCCGUAGUGGCAGGAAAGGGGUUCGCAACAACAACAACAUUGGCUUCCCGACGGACCCCCGCGGACGGGCCCACGACAAGUCUCUCUGGGCAAACAAAAGAAAAUGGUGUCACAUCCUUCUCGGCGCUGAUAGAAGGGGACGACUUGAAAAAAAUUCAUACGAGACAUAUACCAACCAGACGGCGAGGACCAGACAUCGACAACCUGCUGUGGCUCCAGUCGAGGGGGAUGUGCUCAAGCUGGACGUACUGCUGCUUUAGUAAUGCGAAGAAAUAGACAAUAGGCUAGAUUAAUAGGAUGCGGAGGAUAUUAACGAAGCCUCCUCCACGUAGUUAGACAUACCUUCUUUAUCUUUAUCACAUCAGUCGAGGUUUUGGAUUGAGAGGGUGCGAAAGACAUUGCGCCCAGCAAGGUAACCUGAUGAUUGCAGAGUGAGCCAGAUAUGCAGCACGCU
This is a messenger RNA of Emericellopsis atlantica, 730 nucleotides long. RefSeq lists its product as uncharacterized. Lineage: Eukaryota; Fungi; Ascomycota; Sordariomycetes; Hypocreales; Bionectriaceae. The transcript is spliced from 2 exons. The record is from RefSeq and is a predicted model, not a curated record. Bases 109 to 552 code for a protein of 147 amino acids.